UAAAAACAUGUAAUCAUCAACCACGAGCAAAUGUUGUGCGUCAUUUCCACAAAUUAUGUAUUUUCUAACUGCAAUCAGUGAUAUAUCAAUACGUAUCAAUAUUUUUGAGUGAAUAAAAAUUUUGGUAAACUAUAAUUUGAGGUUAUAUUGUUACGAAAUUACACAAUAUUGCAAUUAAUUAAAUAAUACGGCAAAAUGUCUGAAGACGAAGUGGAAAGCUUUGAAGUUACUGAUUAUGAUUUGGAUAAUGAAUUUAACUUUGCUUGUCCCCGACGCAAACUGUCGAAGAAACAACAAAUGCUAGGAAUAUGGGCAGAUGAUAGUGAUGAGGAUGAAUUAUCUACCAGACCAUCUUUUAAGACUUUUAACAAGGGUCCUAAGAAUUAUACAGCUCCAGUUAAUUUCGUCGCUGGUGGUAUCCAACAAGCAGGACAACCAAAAGAGAAGGAAGCUAAAGAUGAUGAAGAAGAUGAAGAAGAGACGCAGGAUUCUCAAACAAAGCACAGUAGCUCGAGUUCAGAAGAUGAGAGGUCAAAUAAUUCAAAAUCACGUCCAUCCUUCUCUUUGAAUUUGGACAGCGACAUCGCAGGUCUACGUAAAAAGCGCCAUCAAGUGAAUCCCUUAUUGUUGAAAAGUGGAAUGGGUAGUUGGGAAGUGCACACAAAGGGCAUUGGUGCUAAAUUAUUGCUACAGAUGGGAUUUGAACCUGGUAAGGGCUUAGGUAAACAAUUACAAGGAAUAAGCGCACCAGUAGAAGCACAUCUCAGAAAAGGAAGAGGUGCAAUAGGUGCAUAUGGUCCAGAAAAAACACCAAAGAUUCCUGAGAAAAAAAAAGAUGAUGAUGGAGAGGAAACAAAAGAAUCCAAAUCUAAAGUAUCUCAAUGGCGAAAGGGUGAUAGCAAUAAGAAAAAAGUCAGAUAUUGUUAUAGAAGUGUAAAUCAAGUUUUGGAAGAUGGGAAACUGAAACCUAAUAAGAAACUUCCAGUGUCAAGCGAUAUGAGUAGAGUUAAAGUUAUCGAUAUGACAGGACCAGAACAAAGAAUUCUUAGUGGAUAUCAUGCAAUAGCUGGUGGUCAGCAGUGUCCUGAUGAGACUGUAAUUACGUCUGAUAAGAAAUCUAAAGUGAACUUUGCCCUGCCUGAACUGCAGCAUAAUUUAAAUUUACUUGUAGAUAUGUGCGAGCAAGAUAUUGUUCAAAAUGAUCGACGAAUGAGACAUUUAAAUGAUAGAGUAAUUGCUUUAGACGCAGAAAAAAAGAAUUUAUCCAAAAUCGUGGAGCAACAUGGUCAACUUAUUGAUACUUUGGAUAACGUGCUUAUAAUUAUAGAUAAGUUAAUGAAUGAAACGAACGAAUUGUCGUUGCAAGAAAUUGCAGAGGCUUUCAAAAAUUUACAAAACAAUUAUUAUGAAGAAUACAAAAUGUACGAACUUGGUGAAUUAGCUAGCAGUUUUGUGGCACCGAAAAUAAAGGAUUGUUUGCUCAAUUGGAAUCCAUCAAUGCAACCAAAACAACCAAUUAAAUUAUUUGAACAGUGGAAGGAUAUCUUGGAGAAUGGAACUAGUACAACAUUGCUUAAGAUAUAUGUAUAAUAAUUUAAAGUAAAUCAAAAAAAGGAUGUAAGAAAAUAUUCACAUUUUAUUAUGAUACACAUCUGUAAAAAUCUAUAACAGUGGACAUGUAGACAGCCUGAGCCUUUAAUUGAAUUAAUAGAAUACUGGAUGCCAUUAUUACCCAAUUGGAUUUUAGAAAAUAUAUUAGAUUUACUAGUAUUACCAAAAUUAACACUAGAAGUUGAAGAAUGGAAUCCUCUUACUGAUACUGUACCUAUUCAUACAUGGAUUCAUCCUUGGUUGCCAUUAUUACGAAAUCGUUUAGAUACUUUGAUUUAUCCAAUAAUACGUAGAAAACUCGGAUCUGCAUUAGGAGGUUGGCAUCCAUCAGAUAGAGCCGCUAGAUUAAUGUUGCAACCAUGGACAGAAGUGUUUGCUAAAGGAGACAUGGAAGCAUUUUUAGUCAAAAACAUUAUUCCAAAAUUGCAAAUAGCCUUAUCCGAGUUUGUUAUAAAUCCACAUCAACAGCACUUAGAUCAAUGGAAUUGGGUGUAUGAAUGGAGGGAAUUAAUCCCUGUUCAUAUCAUGGCAGGAUUGCUUGAUAAAUUCUUUUUCCCAAAAUGGCUACAAGUUUUAGCACUUUGGCUCAAUCAUUCGCCUAAUUAUGAUCAAGUAACAAUUUGAUACAUGAGUUGGAAAGGGAUGUUAAAUGACAAGUUACUAGCGGAACCAGUAAUAAAAGAGCAUUUUAAGAAGGCAUUGGACAUGAUGAAUAGGGCUGUCAGUGGGCCACAAACGCAUCAACCUGGUGCAAUGGAACAAGUUUCAUAUUUAACAAGCUUAGAGAGAACUCAGCCGACAAUAUCGCAGGUGGCACCGAUUGCACAGCCGAGAAUGGAGAGACUCGCAGAGGCAGUACGAACAGCUUCACAAAUACUGCAAGGUUUCAAAGAUUUCGUACAAAAGAAGUGUGAAGAAAGAGGUAUAUUAUUUAUGCCGAUCCCGAAUAGAUAUAAGGAGGCUAAGCAAGUGUACAAAGUGGGCAAUGUUCAGGUUUACAUCAACAGCAAUGUUUUAUUUGUAUGUCACAAUGGUACAAAUUGGAUGCCAACUCAUUUGAAUGCCUUGCUGGAUAUGUCUGAACUUUAAUAAUAUAUAAUUUAAUAACAUGAUUAAUAAUGUGACAACUGUC
Messenger RNA from Mycetomoellerius zeteki, 2743 nucleotides. RefSeq names its product septin interacting protein 1 (gene sip1). The record is from RefSeq and is a predicted model, not a curated record. Gene Ontology annotation, molecular function: nucleic acid binding. The transcript has 8 exons. NCBI's taxonomy places the organism in Eukaryota, Metazoa, Arthropoda, Insecta, Hymenoptera, Formicidae. Gene Ontology annotation, cellular component: U2-type post-mRNA release spliceosomal complex. Gene Ontology annotation, biological process: spliceosomal complex disassembly.